This is a messenger RNA of Tribolium castaneum (red flour beetle), 1939 nucleotides long. RefSeq names its product aarF domain containing kinase 5 (gene Adck5). Lineage: Eukaryota; Metazoa; Arthropoda; Insecta; Coleoptera; Tenebrionidae. The record is from RefSeq and is a predicted model, not a curated record. The coding region runs from base 290 to 1918 and encodes 542 amino acids. The transcript has 8 exons.
ACGUAACAACAACAACAACACAAGAAAAUAACAGUUUUAUUAUCACACGAUUGCGCGUUAUUAUUUUGAAAAAAGAAAAAUUGAAAGUGAGCGAAAAUUCGCUGAAAUUGGAACGGAAUAAAUUACAAUUUCGCGUUUACAUUUUUGCGGCUUUACGACACUUAAUAAUUCAUAGAACGAUAGAUAAAGGGUUCAGUCACUAACAUCGCGCCUUCGUAAUACUUUGGUCGGAAAAAAAAGUGAUAACUAAGGUAAACUAGAUUGACACAUCUUGGGUAUAGUUUAAAAAAUGAACAAGUUCGGCCGCUGCCUUGUAACAUUAAACCGCCAAUUCCGAACUUCCACACAAACUCGGACCCGAAAAAAGCCUUUUUCUCUUCGAAAUGUCACAAUUGUCGGAAGUCUGGCCUUUGGAGGUGGCAUUGCUGCUUCGAAAACUGACGAAAAAUACCUCAGUUUCGUCGGGGGAAUCCCCCGAUUCUGUCGCUCAAUAAAAACUGGUCUCCUCAUCUCCCUGGACUAUUACUUCUCCAUGCUCGGUUUAACCGAAUCUGACCCAAAUUACGAACUAAUGAUGAGCCGCAUCCACCAAAGAGCAGCCGAUCGCAUCCUCGCAGCAUGUCUCACAAACGGGGGGCCUUACAUAAAAAUGGGCCAAGGUCUAGUCUCCAUGUCCCACAUCCUCCCCAAAGAAUACACCAAAACAUUGAAAGCCCUCCAAGACAAGUGUCUCCCACGCCACCCCAACGAACUAGUCAAACUAUUCCAAGAAGAUUUCCAAAAAACCCCCGAUGAAAUUUUCGAAAAUUUCGACCCGAAUCCAAUCGCAGCAGCCAGUUUGGCUCAAGUCUACAAAGCCAAGACCCAAACUGGCGAAGAAGUUGCCGUUAAAGUGCAAUAUAUCGAUUUGCAAAAACGCUUUUUAAGCGACGUUGCCACAAUUAAAUUAUUAUUGAAAGUGGUGGGGAUGAUGCACCCGAAUUUUAACUUCGGUUGGGUGCUUGAGGAGGUUGCUGAUACGUUGAAACAGGAGUUGGAUUUUGUUAAUGAGGGGAAAAAUGCGGAAAAGUGUGCCAAAGAUUUGGAAAAGUUUGAUUUUGUUCAUGUGCCUAAAAUCUAUUGGGAUCUCACAAGCACGAGGGUUUUGGUGAUGGAAUAUAUCGAGGGUUGUAAGAUUAGCGAUGUUAAGUUUUUGAAGGAAAAAAAGUUUUCGUUGAAAGAUAUCAAUAAUAAGUUGUUUGAAAUUUUUGGGCAUCAGAUUUUUCAAACAGGGUUCGUUCAUGGGGACCCGCAUGCUGGAAACAUUCUGGUACGACGAGUUGAGGGCAAAACCCAACUAGUCCUCCUGGACCAUGGCUUAUACCAAAGACUAAAACCGCAAGAAAUGGUCGCUUUGAGCCACAUGUGGAAAGCCAUAGUAUUACAAGACCACGCACAAAUGAAAUUCUAUUCGAAACAAUUAGGAGUUGAAGAUUAUGUGGUUUUUGCCGAAAUUUUAACACAAGCGCCUUUGCGACGCCACAAAUUCAAAUUACACAUAAGAUUGACUGACGAAGAUUUGAAACACAUGACUGAAAUUGCAAGGACACGGUUUGAUGCUAUAAUGAAGGCUUUGAGGUUGAUGCCCACUUCUCUCCUACUUGUUAUCAGAAAUUUGAACACAAUCCGAGCUAUAGCAUACGACCAUGGCAGUCCCAUUGAUAGAUACACUGUUUUGGCAAGGGCUGCUACUAAAACAGCCCUUAAGGACGAAAGUUCGUCGAAAAAAUUCCUCAAAGCUCCGUUGAAAAUCUACUUCGAAGUUGUUUUAUUCUUAAAUAGGCUCAAUUUGUGGUUUAGAAAUGUGAUAUAUAAUUUAUUGGUUAGUUUAGGUUUGCUUCCAGAUUUGAAGCAAAUCAUUGUUGUUCCUCAGGUUUAAAAUAAAUUUAUUUGUGUUUUA